AUUAUAAUGAUAAAUAAUGAGCCCAAACAAGGCAAUGGACAAUAUCAAACAAUAGAAAUAGUAUUUUCCCAUGAUUCCUUGCAGGUUAGAAACAUGGCGGAAGAAACAAGAGGCGGAACAAAUAAAAGACCAAGUAACAGUUCUACCUGCAAAGAAAUUGAAGAUGGAAUAAAACAGAUACUCUGUAUAAACACACCAGUUACUGAAGAUGACAAGAAACAGAGUGGUAACAUAUCAGUAGAUAGUAAACACGGAGAGGAUAACAAGACAAACUUUAGACAAGAUAAAAAGAAAAAAGAAAAGAAGAAAAAUGCCCAAAACACGGCUUGCAUUACACAAGAUGAACAGUCUUCUAAGUCAAAACAGAAAAAACAAAAGCUGAAGAAGAGCAAGCAAGUUGAAGGGGAUGAACCUGAAAAAAAUGCUAAAUUGCCAGUUGAAGAAGUUAAUCAAAAGUCUUCCAAGUCUGAAAGAGUGCCUACUGCAGAGACAGAAGAGAGGCAUCUUUGGGAAAGCAGUGAUUUUGUAAAACCAAGCGAGGAGGAAUUGAAAAAAUUGGAACUAGAGCAUAUAUUUCCCUUGAAAAAGAAAUCUGUACGGUUUCCUAAAGCCAGGUUUUUCUGCCGACUCUGCGAAUAUCAUUGUGACACUCUCCAGAUAUGUGCAAAUCACGCAAAGGACAACAGACACAGAAGGCUUAAAGGGCUGAAGGAAUCUAAUACCAUGCUAAGGCACUUGGCUCCUCCUUCAUCUGCACAUCUACAAGCAGUGGACAAAGCUCUAAAUAAAGUGCUAGAGAAACAGGCUUUGACACCACAAGAUAUACAGAAGAGGGAAAAUAUUACCAAGUCUCUGGAGGAAGUGAUUCAAACAAAGUUACCUGAUGUGUAUCUGCGUUUGUAUGGCAGCUCAGUGAAUGGAUUUGGCUUGAAGUCAAGUGAUUUGAACAUCGAUGUUGUUGUGGGCAGCAAUGCUAAUAUUGCAUAUGUUUUAAUGACAGCCUAUGAACUACUUAAGGAAAGUGCACUGUUUAACCAGGCUGUGAGUGAUUUUUCUGCCAAGAUUCCUUCCAUCUAUGUCCCUAUUGAUGGAGAGACUGCUAGAUGCCAACUCACUGUUCAUAAUGAGCUUUCCUUUGAAACCAGCCAGCUACUCCAGCUCUAUUCCAGAAUAGAUAAUAGGGUUGGAAAACUUGGUAUUUUGUUCAAAUACUGGGCAAAGUUGUGUAAAGCAGACCGUCAAGAUGCAGGGUCCUUGCCAUCAUAUGCAUUCAGUUUGUUGACUGUGUUCUUCUUACAACAACACAACCCACCAGUGUUACCAGUUUUACAAGAAGUUCUUCCAAAAGGAUGCAAAGAAAGACCACAAAAGAAGAUAGAUGGCAAGAAUUGUUGGUAUUUUGAAGAUAUAGACAAUUUGUCAAGUGUAUGGACCAGCAAGAACACCCAGUCCUUGGCAGAGCUCUGGUUGGAAAUGCUCAAAUUUUACAGCCUGAAUUUUGACAUAGGAAAUUAUGUAGUUUGUGUCAGACAGAAACAACUUGUCACUAGAGAUGAGAAGAAGUGGUCAAGCAAGAAAUUAGCCAUAGAAGACCCAUUUUCUGUGAAGAGAAAUGUUACAAGGUCAGUGAGCCACAGUCAAAUAUUCGAAUACAUCUAUGACAGACUGAGGGCUGCCUAUAAGUACUUUGGAAGUCCACAAUUCAAAGAUGGAAUCAAACCCAAAAUGAACAACUCUAAGGAAGGCAAGUCAAAAAAUAAGAUCUCAGAAAAAGUGAGUCAACACCUUAACACAGAAGAGCAGAAUAUCAGCACAUAUGCAGAAGAGGUAGUAGAGGAAAUAGUGAGUGGUGCCAUGCAAAAAGUUUCAGACUCUGAUACUAGAGCACAGCAAAUGCAGUAUAAAGAACCGUAUUCAGAACCUUCACAAAUUGUGCACUGUGAUUCUCUAGGGGAGUUUGCUGCAGGUUUGGUGCAAUCUAUUAUUCAGGAUGCCUUGAUGAUACGUCACAAGGAAUUCAAACUUUCCUCUAAUGGUGAAAGGGACCAUGGGUGUUUCACUGAGGAUGUGAAUGAAAAGAAAAUGUCCCUAGGAACUUCAGAUAAUGGGAUUGGUAAAAAUAAAACGAGUGACACCAAUAGAAAUUAUAUGUUUAUUGAAAAGGAAAAAAGAAAUGAUGGAAGCAGGAAUGAAAAGAACACAAGUGAUGAGUUGAAACAUAAUCUAGAUGCUCAGGGUGCUCUUGAAGGAAGCAAAGAUCAAAAGUCUUCAGACAGAGAGUCAGAAAAACUAGAUGUUGAAGAUUACAACUAUGUUUUCAGUGAAGAAACUCUAACAGAUGGAAAGGGACCAGGAGUGAUGUGUGCAAUAUGCCUUCAAGAGGGACAUCUUAAACAACACUGUCCUGAGGAGACCCUACCUGAGCUCCAACCUCUUCCUCCUCUCACAAAACCUUACAUCAAACUGCUGGACAGUGUACUUCAGCAGGUGCCUGAUGACUUUGCACCCACAGACAGAGAAGUUAAUGAAAGAAACCAAAUCCUGAGGGAGUUGGAGGAUUACAUACGGGAGCAGUACCCCAAUGCCAGGCUCCAACUCUUUGGCUCUUCCUGUAAUGGCUUUGGGUUCCAGCAUAGUGACCUCGACAUCUGUAUGACCUUUGUUAAUCACAAAACAGCAGAGGGUAUAAACUGUGUAGAAAUCAUUGAGGACUUGGCAAAGAUCCUAAAGAAACACAGAGGCGUGUAUAAUGUUAUCGCCAUCACCACUGCCAAGGUCCCUAUUGUCAAAUUCAAGCACAGGAAGAGCCAGCUAGAGGCAGAUAUUAGUUUGUACAAUACGUUGGCCCAGCAUAACACCCGGCUGCUGCAGCUGUACUCUGAGUUAGAUGAAAGAGUGAAGAUUAUUGGCUAUGUCAUGAAGGUCUUUGCAAAGAUCUGUGAUAUAGGUGAUGCCAGCAGGGGGAGCCUCUCUUCCUAUGCCUAUGUCUUGAUGGUCCUGUAUUUUCUACAGCAAAGAAAGCCACCAGUCAUACCUGUGCUGCAAGAGAUGUAUGAUCCCAGUACCAGUAAGCCUGAGGUUAUAGUGGAUGGCUGUAAUGCUUGGUUCUUCCAGAAUGUCAGCCACAGAACUUUGAGCCAGCAUUGGUCCAGUGCAGGGCAGAACAGGGAGUCCGUGACAGAGCUCUGGAUAGGACUGCUGAGGUUCUACACUGAGGAAUUCAACUUUAGAGAGCAUGUUAUCAGCAUCAGGCAGCUCAAACCUCUGACAAGGUUUGAGAAGAUGUGGAAUGGGACUUGUAUUGCUAUUGAAGAUCCCUUUGAUCUGAGUCACAAUCUAGGGGCUGGCUUGUCUAGGAAGAUGAAUACCUUUAUCCGGAAGGCAUUAAUCAAUGGCCGAAGACACUUUGGAAAACCAGUUAAGGAAAUCCCACGUGCUUACAGAUCUAUACAGGACUACUUUUUUGAUGUUGACUAUCUGACUGAUGGCCAACCACCCAAUGAUAGAGGAUGUAGAGUGUGUGGGAAAAUAGGACAUUUUGCCAAAGAAUGCCCCAUAGUUGUCAAUAGGAAAGAAAGGGAACAGAGAGAGAGAAAAGAAAGCCAGGAAAGAAAAAGGAAAGCUGACAGAGAAGGGGAAGACGGAUCUCAUAGAAAUGAUCAGCAAAGAAAUAACAACAAUAACAGGAACAGGGGUGGUUCUGCUCCAAUUUCUAUCCCAAGAGCAGGUCACUAUCAAGGUCAGCAAAAUACUCCUCCGACACAAAACUCACCUGGAGGACUUCUAUUCUACAACUCUUCCAUGAUGCACUCACCUCCUAACCCGGCCUACAAUCAGGUGCCCAGGCAAAUCCAUCAGUCUCCAGGCAGAGAGUUUUAUAACCUCCCUCCGCAAGCACAGCAAUUCCCACAGAACCAACAGUACCAGCAGCAGAGGAACCAGCGACAUUAUCAUCAAGGUUCCCCACAGCAGCAGCAACAGCAGCACCAGCAUGGAGUGGUACACCAACAUCAACAGAAUCCGUUCCAGCAAGCACACUGGUAUCAGCAAAGACAGCAGUAUUUUAUGGCACAGAGGCAACAACAGCAUGGACCACAGCAGCAGCAGCAGCAGCAGAAGUUACAGCCACAGAAGCAGUAUAUGCUACCCACUCGUGGUACAGAACCACCUCAGCAGAGUGGGAGAGCACAAUCUGCUGACCCCAGACAUAUCUCCAGGGAGGACAAUACUGGAAACUUAGUGAUUACUGCCCCUAAUAUCCGGUACAACCAACAGCAGCAGGUAACACGAGGCUGGCCUCAGGGGGGGAACCCCUGUGGACCCCAGGGAAAUAACCCAGGGAUGGUGCCUGGGAAGUCAGCACCUGUUGUACAAAGAAUAUUCAACAGGCGAUAGCAGUGUCUGAAAGCAUACUGCACUGUUUCUAGACUUCAAACAUAAUCGUUUGAAAAUGAUUUUUAUUUUUAUUAUUUUUAUUAUCAUUUUUUAUUUGUCAAACUCAGAUUGGGACAUUUUGAAAAUUUUUUAGUGGAUGCAGGUUUUGUAUUCUUUGUAUCGAUAUUUGUUGAAGAAUGCAUAGUUUGUAUGUCUAUACUUUUUAAGUUUCUUUAAACAAAAAUUAAGAAUUUAAAAUAAAUAUAUUUUAGACAUUUGUGCUUUCUUGAGAUACGGAUAUCACCACAAAAAUUGUAAAUCACUUUUACAUGAUUGUUUAAGAAAACUUGACAAUAAGAUAUAUUUGUAUGUUUUAUAAUUUAAUUUAUUAUUUCUUUUAAUGAAAUAUUUGGAGUGCUUUGAAUGUGGUAAAAGAGAGUGAUAAUAAAAUGUAAUUAAAAAAGUCAUCUUCCAUUAUUGUAAGAUCUUCUGAAAAAUGAAACGGAACAGUAUUCAUUCUAAGCAAGAGUACAUUUUUCUGACCCAGUUCUAAAUUAUCUGAAUUGCUCCUGUUCGCAUUUUCAUUAGUUCUUUUGCUUUCCCCAGCGAAGGGAUUAACUUGGUUUAACUGUGUGGAACUUUAUCUUUAUAGGGAGCAUCAAA
Messenger RNA from Lingula anatina, 5037 nucleotides. RefSeq names its product terminal uridylyltransferase 4. Lineage: Eukaryota; Metazoa; Brachiopoda; Lingulata; Lingulida; Lingulidae. Gene Ontology annotation, molecular function: nucleic acid binding; RNA uridylyltransferase activity; zinc ion binding. The record is from RefSeq and is a predicted model, not a curated record.